Gossypium raimondii (Peruvian cotton) is the source of this 2951-nucleotide messenger RNA. Its product is annotated as probable xyloglucan glycosyltransferase 5. The transcript is spliced from 5 exons. Gene Ontology annotation, molecular function: glycosyltransferase activity. The record is from RefSeq and is a predicted model, not a curated record. The coding region runs from base 489 to 2558 and encodes 689 amino acids. Lineage: Eukaryota; Viridiplantae; Streptophyta; Magnoliopsida; Malvales; Malvaceae. Gene Ontology annotation, cellular component: Golgi apparatus.
GAAGUGAACUCCGUUUUACGUAAAGUAUUUUUAAUUAGCGUUUCUUUUGCUAAACAUGCUUAGCAGAUUCUUUCCCUGCUCUGCUGCAUAAACUAAAAAACAUUUAGAGAGUAAAAAUUCUGGGUAUGGGAAAUUAAAACUUAAAAACAUGGACCGGCUGAGCUUGUUUGGAUUAUUACACCGAAAAAUAAAAACCCCACAUGGUAUGGUGUUUGUUUGGGUUCUUACUUCUUACACAUUACAGCUGCAGAUACCUUUCCUCAUAAUGUUGUGUUCCCAUCGUUGCUUGUCUUCUGUCUUUUAGACUGUCCUUUCCUACUUGCACACAAUCUCCUACACAACUCCUUUGUCUUCGCUUCUUCUUCCUUUGCUACAAUGAAGACCUUUUGAUUUUGGGUAAUUGUUCAUUACUUGAUCUUUGAGAUCUGGGGUUUUGAACCGUUGUUGUCGGGAUUUGGUUUCAUUUGGGCUACUUGUUGAGAAAAAAAAUGGCUCCGGGAUUAGAUUUCUCAGAUUGGGGGGCAAAGGAGACGAGGAAAGGGACACCGGUGGUAGUGAAAAUGGAGAACCCAAACUACUCGGUGGUAGAAAUCGAGGACCCAGAUGCUGCAUUCAGGCCUGUGGAAAAGAGCAGAGGGAAAAAUGCAAAGCAAGUGACAUGGGUUUUGCUUCUCAAGGCUCAUCGUGCUGUCGGCUGUGUCGCUUGGAUAGCUACACUGUUCUGGGCAUUGCUUGGAACCAUAAAGAAAAGGUUGAUCUUCAGGCAAGAUGUUGACAUGGCAAGUGAAAAGUUGGGGAAAGGGAUACUGCUCUUCACUGUCAUUAAAGCCUUUCUGGUGACUUCCUUGACAAUCCUAGCUUUUGAGAUUAUUGCUUAUUUCAAUGGUUGGCAUUAUUUUCAGAACCCCAGUUUGCACAUUCCCAGAACCAGUGAAAUCCAGGGACUGUUCCACUUGGUUUACGUCACUUGGUUGUGGUUUCGGGCCGAUUACAUUGCACCAUUAAUCCAAGCCUUGUCUAAAUUCUGUGUAGCUCUAUUCCUUAUCCAAUCUGCAGACCGUAUGGUACUUUGCUUAGGCUGCUUUUGGAUUAAAUACAAGAAGAUUAAGCCGAGAAUUGAGGGGAAUCCAUUCAAGUCAAAUGAUGUCGAGGGAUCUGGUUACGACUACCCCAUGGUUCUUGUUCAAAUCCCAAUGUGUAACGAGAGGGAGGUAUAUGAGCAGUCUAUCUCUGCUGUCUGCCAACUUGACUGGCCAAAGGACCGAUUAUUGAUUCAGGUUCUGGAUGAUUCCGAUGAUGAAAGCAUCCAGUGUUUAAUUAAAGCAGAGGUUGCUACAUGGAACCAAAGGGGUAUCAACAUAAUUUAUAGACAUCGGUUAAUAAGAACUGGUUACAAGGCUGGGAAUCUUAAGUCUGCAAUGAGCUGCGAGUAUGUACAGGCCUAUGAGUUUGUAGCAAUAUUCGAUGCUGAUUUCCAACCUAACCCUGAUUUUCUAAAGCAAACAGUUCCACAUUUCAAGGACAAUCCCGAGUUAGGGUUAGUUCAGGCUAGAUGGACUUUUGUGAACAAGGAUGAGAAUUUGUUGACUCGUCUCCAGAACAUUAACUUAUGUUUCCACUUUGAAGUUGAACAGCAAGUAAAUAGUGUAUUUUUAAAUUUCUUUGGUUUUAACGGAACUGCUGGUGUUUGGAGAAUUAGAGCUCUUGAGGAAUCCGGAGGCUGGCUUGAAAGGACUACUGUAGAGGACAUGGACAUAGCUGUUCGUGCGCAUCUUAAUGGUUGGAAGUUCAUCUUCCUAAAUGAUGUGAAGGUCCUUUGUGAAGUCCCCGAGUCUUAUGAAGCAUACAGGAAGCAACAACAUCGAUGGCAUUCGGGACCAAUGCACCUAUUCCGCUUAUGCCUUCCAGCAAUCAUAACUUCCAAGAUAGCAAUAUGGAAGAAAGCAAAUUUAAUACUUCUGUUCUUUUUAUUGAGGAAGCUUAUCCUUCCCUUCUACUCCUUCACAUUGUUUUGCAUAAUUCUUCCUCUCACCAUGUUUGUACCAGAGGCUGAGCUCCCUGUUUGGGUCAUUUGUUAUGUACCUGUUUUUAUGUCUUUCCUCAACAUUCUUCCAGCCCCCAAAUCAUUCCCUUUCAUUGUCCCUUACCUUCUAUUCGAGAACACCAUGUCUGUGACCAAAUUCAAUGCAAUGGUAUCUGGGUUAUUCAAGUUGGGUAGCUCCUAUGAGUGGGUUGUCACCAAAAAGGCUGGCAGGUCAUCAGAAUCUGACUUAUUGGCUGCUGCUGAGAGGGAAUCAAAGACAACAAACCAGCUGCAAAUCCAGAGAGGAGCUUCUGAAAGUGAGCUAACUGAACUAAACCGAUUGAAGGCGGCCCCUGUUCCUGUUAAGAGGGUGAAUAAGAUAUACAGGAAAGAACUCACUCUGGCGUUCCUCCUACUCACAGCUUCAGUUAGGAGCCUGUUAUCGGCACAAGGAGUACAUUUCUACUUCCUCCUCUUCCAAGGGGUGACUUUUCUCCUAGUCGGUCUGGAUUUAAUAGGAGAGCAGAUGAGCUAGUGCUGCAUGCCAUCCGGUUCAAUAACCAAAGUUUCAUUUUCAAUAUGCCCAAUAGAAGGUUUUUAUUCAUUAAUAACUUUACUUCCUGUAAUCUCAGUUUGUUAUUUUUAUUUUUCACAUUGGAUGGUGGUCCUUAUGUUAUCCCUUAGGCGUUAAAGCAUUGUUUGUCUAUAGGUAGGAUUUGUAUUUCACCCUGAUUCUUGCUUGAGUGUUUCUGGUUUGGCACUAAAGAUUCAAGCCAUAUUGUAUUUGUAAAGUUGGAAAGCUUGGGUAGGGCAUAAGAAUGAGCUUGCAUGAUGCUGCUCUUUGGUUCCAUAUUUACGUUGAGGAUAUGUAAAACAUCAAAUCUUGUACAUUGUGUUAUGUCCAAUACAUGACAAUUAAAUUCCUUUC